AUGGUUGAGGUUGAAGCUCAAAGGUUGGAGCUUUCUUUUGUUAAGAGGAAGGAAGUGGUGUUUCGAUGGUUGCUGUUUCUGCUGUUUCUUAGUCCUGUGGUUGGUCUUAGACCCUUGAGGGAUAAAACUGGUUCUUGGGGUGAUGAGUGGAUUUUUUCCGGAAAAGAAGAAAGCGACAUAGGUCCAUUUUCACAAUGGAAUAUAACCGGAACUUACCGAGGGACGUGGAAGUUUUUAGAUAAUACAAAUGGCUCUUCUAGAUUUCCAGACAUCAGAAAAAUAAAUGGAAAUUCUGUAAUUGAAUUAGUUAGUACUCCUACAAAGAUAACUGGGGUACAUUAUGUGCAGGGAGUGGUUAUAUUCCAUGAUGUGUUUGACAAUGAGUACAAUGUCGGCGGUGCUCAAAUCAAAAUAGAAGGUGUAUAUAUAUGGCCUUUUAGACAACUUCGAAUGGUAGCCAACAGCGGAAAAGACGGAGGAGGGUUGAAUCAAGAUGGAGAUUAUAUUUUAUCAAAUCCGUAUCAUCUGCUUGGAGUUUUCUCGUCUCAAGUAUUUCAAGAAUCUUCGCGACAUACUAUGUGGAGAAGAAAGCAUUCUCCAUUGCAUGGCAUGGAGAAAAAUUGUAAUGUUGAAAUUUCAGCACGGGUUUCACGCUUGUCCUUGUCAAAACACGAAGGAGAGCACGAUUCUUUUCAGCUGGAAGGAUUAAUGGAAAGUCCGUCCGUGGAUGAUGACGGAGAUUGCAUCUCACCGUUACAGUUAAAUGCAACAUCGAUAAAUAUAGGAGUAUACUACAAUAAAGCAGUGAACUAUACCUUGAUGGUUACUUUUGUCUCGUUCUUGCAAGUUCUUCUUUUGAUUCGGCAAAUGGAGCAUAGCAACACCCAAUCUGGUGCUGCUAAGGUUUCAAUAAUAAUGAUCGGUCAGCAAGCUAUAGUGGAUGCUUAUCUUUGCCUUGUACAUCUGACGGCAGGAAUACUAGUAGAGUCCUUAUUCAACGCAUUUGCAACUGCUGCAUUCUUCAAGUUUGUAGUUUUUUCAAUAUUUGAGAUGAGAUAUCUCCUUGCAAUUUGGAAGGCAAGCCGGCCUUUGAGUAACGGUGAAGGUUGGGAGACAAUGAGGCGUGAGCUUUCUGUUUUAUACAGUCGUUUCUAUGGGAUCCUGUUGGGGGGAAUUCUAUUUAUGUAUGAAUUCCAUUAUUAUUUGAAACCUAUUCUGCUUCUUGUAUACUCCUUUUGGAUACCUCAGAUAAUCACCAACAUUGUUCGUGAUUCACGCAAACCAUUGCAUCCUCAUUAUAUAUUAGGCAUAACCGUCACUCGGCUAGCAAUCCCAUUAUAUGUUUUUGGCUGUCCUAACAACUUCUUGCGCAUAGAACCAGAUCACACCUGGUGCGCAUGCUUGGUUUUAUUUACUUGUUUUCAAGCCGCAAUUCUCCUUCUUCAGCAUUAUCUCGGCUCCCGUUGGUUCAUUCCUCAUCAGAUUCUACCUGAGAAAUACAGCUAUUACCGGAGGUCUUCUCAGGAUACAAAUCAUUCGACAGACUGUGUUAUAUGCAUGACAGCGAUUGAUCUCACGCCACGAUCAAACGAUUGUAUGGUGACGCCUUGUGAUCAUUUUUUCCACACCGGCUGUUUACAAAGAUGGAUGGAUAUAAAAAUGGAGUGCCCAACAUGCCGGCGCCCGCUCCCGCCUGCAUGA
Messenger RNA from Vicia faba (fava bean), 1701 nucleotides. The record is from the annotation of a GenBank genome assembly. NCBI's taxonomy places the organism in Eukaryota, Viridiplantae, Streptophyta, Magnoliopsida, Fabales, Fabaceae.